AUGAGGUUUUGGAGUUUGCCUCCGGCUGCCCGAGUACAGAUAUGGUCAAAAUGUGCUGAAUCCAGAACUCUUAAACUUGCACUUCGGCCGCAAGCAUACGCUGCAUUGUCAGUGAGUCCAAGAGUACGGCUUCCUACGAUUUCAGCCGGCAGAUAUGCUACGGUCAACGUCAGCGAGAGCAACAAGAUCCUUCAGCCACCCGUCAAAGAUGGUAGCAAGGAGAUUUCGCUAGAUUGGGAUGGCAUCACGGACGCCGUCCGCGAAGCCAUGGAUCGGCAAUCACAAAAGAGUCCAAAAGAGAAGGAUGCCGUGCUAGCAAAUCUGCAGUGGUGUGUCAAAAAUAGGACAAUUUUUUCGAAGGCGUUAGCAGACCGCCAGUUCCUUCCGAGAAUUCAGACGGCGAUGUCAGCUAGUGAUCCCAUCAUUAAGAUAGGAGGAAUUAUAGAUGAAGCGAUGCCACAUUUACUGGAUAUCACACGGAAGGAGCAGUACGCAAACGCUCCGCCACGUUUAUUCCAGGUAGAUUCAGCUCACAAUGAAAUCCAUAAUAUCUGCCAGGACCUGAAGAUAGGGCAAGAGAUAGAGGCGAAAAUAUCUUCAGAUGGCGUCAAUGUCGAAUGCGCCCUUCAGCUCAAGAUACCGGGAAUCGCCGACGAACACACGUUUGGCAAGGGCCCAAUCAAGAGGGUAGCAAAACGAAAAGCAUGGGCGGCGAUGCUCACAAGAUUGGACACCACUGGAGCAUUAUCAAAGCUCCUCUCUCCAUCCACUGUAAAGCAAAAGGAUACGAUUCCCAAAGCUGAUGGCGCCUUGGGGUUCGAACCAUUAGUUGGAGAAAUAGAGCUGGUUGAUGUGGAGGAAGAAAUCAUGCGUCAAGAGAAGGAUGGCCUAGUCGAUGUAUUCAACUAUGCCGCCAAAUUCGGUCUUGUGCCUCACUUCGCAACGCGCAUGCUGAAACGCCGCGUCCGUGGCAGUGGCAAACGAAAAGUCCGCAAAGUUGUGCAAGUGUCAAUAAGACUUCCAGAGCAGAAAAUCGAUGUUGUUGCCCAUGGCGAUACAGGUCUGGAGGCGGAAGUAACAGCUGUGCUUGCUUUCAAGCGUGCCGCGGAACAGCUGCAAAUGCAACAUGAUCAAGUCCCGGGUAUCGACAAGAAUUUCCGGGCACUCAGUGUUCUAACAGCCCCAUACUUUGUUAGAAAGGUCGCGAGACUGGAAAACCGAAAUCCACUGGAAUUGAAGAGAGAGGAGUUGCCGUCCCAUGAUAUAAUUGGCAUUGCGUGUCAGUUGGAAUUAAAUGGCGAACCAAUUGGUCAACGAGUGGUUGGGCGGACGAAACGUGCCGCUGAACAACUGGCAUGCCUAACAGCAGCAGUUGAACUUGCCCGAAAACGACCGGAAGUCUUAUCCCAGUUUGCAGCUUCCUUGACUCAAGGCAGCUCUAGCAGGUCCGAGAUGCUAGGAAGUUAUCCGGCGAUUGCAACGGGUCUGAAAGCUGAAGCCCUCGAUAUCAUGAAAAGUACCCUCUCCGAGGCCGGUCAUGCUGGGUUGUCUCAUUAUCAAGAGUCCUUGACAGCAAUGUCGACAUCUAUGGCGAGGCCUAGAAGACGUCCGUGCCCGCAAACAGCGUCGGCUGCAGCUAGUAGACUCUUACUUGAUCGCUUACAGCGGUUUGAAGCAGAUUCAAGUACGGCAGAAAUUCGCAACGCAAGAGCAGCUUUACCAAUGAGUCAUUACUCGUCGAAGGUCCUUGACAUCGUGUCUAGCAACGUAUACAGCAUUGUUGUUGGUGCGACCGGAUCGGGCAAAACAACACAGGUCCCUCAGAUCAUCCUGGACGAUGAGAUACGUCGAUCCGAGGGCGGGAAAUGCAACGUCAUCUGCACCCAGCCCCGUCGUCUAGCCGCGACUUCCGUCGCACGACGAGUCGCAACGGAACGCGGCGAAAACCUUGGGCAAUCGGUCGGAUAUCAGGUGCGAGGAGAUUCGAAGCUUCCACGGGUUGGAGGAAGCAUCACUUACUGCACAACUGGUCUUCUUGUUGAACGCCUUAAAUGGGACGCCGAUGGCGUUAUGGAUGAUGCAACUCAUCUAAUAAUAGACGAAGUUCACGAGCGAGACAUUUUCAUCGACUUCUUGCUCAUUGUCUUGAAGAAAGCGAUCACAGCUCGUCAACUCGCUGGGAAGACUGUGCCAAAAGUCAUCCUGAUGUCUGCGACCAUGGACACGCGACUCUUCUCUGCAUAUCUGCCAAAUGAAGUUGAUGGCAAAUCAACACCGUGUCCAUCUCUGGACGUACCCGGUCGUACAUUCCCAGUCAAAGAAAAGUAUCUUGAUGAUAUCUUGGGUGAAAUCACUAAGGCCCAUCCCGAAGAAUUCCUGAGACUUGCUGCUCGAGACAAAGACGACACCAGCGACUAUUUGAUUGCUGAAAGGGCGUUCGAGCGGGUGGGCGGUGAAGCGGAACCAGUGGCGGACGGUGGAACGGUAUCAGUUGCGGAUGAUGAAGCAAAUUCUGUUGCAAGCAGCAUGGACUGGAAGAAAAAGCAAGACCAGAAUGAUUCGCAAGCUGUCCAGAAAGAAGAAGGUCUUGUACCCAUCGCUCUACUUGUAGCUACGAUCGCACACAUCUGCGAAACGACUGCCGAUGGGGCAAUCCUUGCUUUCCUGCCCGGACUUCAAGAGAUCACGGCUGCGGAGGUUCUGAUGAAGCAAGAAGCUGUCUUCGGUAUCGAUUUUACAGACGAAGUCGCAUUUUGUAUCCACCUUCUCCACUCGACGGUGCCGGCCGACCAACAACGGGCAAUUUUUGAACCCAUACCGGCUAGUUGUCGAAGAAUCAUUCUUUCAACGAACAUCGCCGAAACCAGUGUCACCGUACCUGAUGUUAAACAUGUGAUUGACCUCGGAAAGCUACGACAGAAUACCUACGCCCAUGAACAGCGAGUCUCGGCGUUGCGGACAGUCUGGGAAAGCAAUUCCAAUGCGCGACAACGAGCAGGCCGAGCAGGACGUGUGUCGGACGGCAACUACUACGCUUUAUACUCCCGCAAGCGCAGGGAAGCCAUGCCACCUUCCGGGCUUCCUGAACUGCUUCGCGCUGACCUCCAAGCAACAUGUUUGUCAAUAAAGGCUCAAGGAUUUCAGGAGAGUGUAUCAAGUUUUCUGUCUGCGGCUAUUGAACCGCCACUGCCCGAGGCUGUCCAGUUCGCAGUUGAAAAUCUGAAAGCGAUCGAAGCCUUCACCGAGAACGAAGAAGUGACUGCGCUCGGUGGUGUCCUGGCCAAACUUCCGGUCCAUCCUGCUCUUGGCAAGAUGAUCCUACUCGGCCUCAUAUUCCGCUGUCUUGAUCCUAUGAUCAUCAUCGCCUCCAUGUAUGGCGAACGCGCUCUCUUCAUGAAUCCGCCUGAUAAUCGAAUGGUGGCCCGAGCAACGAAACAACACUUCAACUUGGCUAACUCAGAUCAUCUCGCUGCCCUGAAAGGCUUCCAAGACCUCAGACAACACUCGCACGAUUCUGACGAGCGCUCGGUCUUUCAGAGGGCAAAUAGACUCUUCUUACAUUAUGGUGGCUUCCGUGCGAUCUCUCGUACCGCCAAGCAGGUUGAAGAAACUCUGAUCGAUGCUGGUUUAUUGGAUGCAGAUGCGACGCAAGUGACAGACACACUGGAAAUCGGCGGCGAGGCGCUGAACCGCAAUUCCAACAAUGUCGACUUGAUCAAGUGUCUGCUACUUGCUGGCGUCUAUCCGAACGUCGGGGUCAGAGGUGCCCACGUAAAGAGCAGGCUAUUCCGUACAGCCUCGAGUGACAAAGUCUUGAUGCACCCUAGUUCGGUCAACGCCGUCACCCUACGCGACCAGUCUUCACACGCACAGAUCUACGCUUUCACAACACUUGUGCAGAGUCUCAGCGGGGGCGUGCUCUUCAUCCGCGACAGCUCUCUCAUCACUCCGCUAGCAGCCAUGCUUUUCGGAGGCCGUCUAGAAGCAGACGAAUCUUCUCAGGAGCUGCUUAUGGACGAGUGGCUUCCUUUCAAGUUCGACGGCAACGCGCGUGAAACUAUGGCCUUGAUCAAGGAAUUCAGGGAGGCCAAAGACCGCAUGCUGAAUAGUGUGUUCAGGCUGCUUUCGAAUCCCAACGAAACGGCGAAGGCGGUUGAUGUGAUGGAGAUCUUCACAGACGGAUUAGUGAGGCUAUUGGAUGCGGAUGCCGAGGGGCGUGAGAGCGAGAAGAUCUUGGACAGACAGAAGAUACCGACUCUUAAUGGCGAUGUUUUGCAAGAGACUGCUUGGUCGAGUAUAUCUCAGCUCUACCGUUCGAAAGCUUUGUCACGCAUGGAGCUUUGA
This is a messenger RNA of Didymosphaeria variabile, 4344 nucleotides long. RefSeq lists its product as uncharacterized. Gene Ontology annotation, cellular component: intracellular anatomical structure. The record is from RefSeq and is a predicted model, not a curated record. Bases 1 to 4344 code for a protein of 1447 amino acids. Lineage: Eukaryota; Fungi; Ascomycota; Dothideomycetes; Pleosporales; Didymosphaeriaceae. The transcript has a single exon. Gene Ontology annotation, molecular function: ATP binding; RNA binding.